CUGUAUUGAUGUGUUAUUCAGUGUUGGGGUGGGUAACGAGGUGUGGUGACGACGCUGUAGUGGUAUAAAUCGGUAGCUCGGCGGUGCUGCGGCCUUUUGUGUCGCAGUCUAAGGAAGGAAAGAAGAACUUUCGUUCUCCAGUCGUUCCAUACCUAUUCAAUACACGUUUGAUACUGUACUUGCUUGAUCCUGAGGCGCCAGGUGUCUGCACCAGCGGAGCGUCGCAGGUUUUCGCCGGUCAGUUUACAAUUGACACUCGUGCGUUGCGGAGUUGUGCUUUGUUCGUCCUUUGUGAACAUUUGCACUUUUAUACUCUUUGGAAUUAAGCCUUGUUUUUACAUUCAGUUACCCAUCACAGUGCAAAAGAAAAUGAGCAAAAGAAAAUCAGGAAGUGAUCGUAAGCGUGAAUACAAUAAACAGUGGAAAAAUCAGUUCUUAUUUAUAGCGGGUCCGUCAGGAAAACCGUUGUGCAUUGUUUGUGAAAACACUUUCACACAAUAGAAGACAUGAUCUUAAUAGACACUAUAAAACACAACAUCAGACUGAAAUAGAAGGAAAACUGAAGCUAGUGCUUGGGUCUGAAUUACGGAAAGAAUAUGUGAUUUAGAAAAAGGAAAUCAAAAGAAGACAAAAUAUUUGUUAAAAGUCUCAUUAAGGUCUGAAGUUUAAUGGAUUGAAGUGUGCUCAUUGUUUUCACAGGAGCAUCAUCACACUCAGUGGCCACUUUGUUAGGUACAGUGGGAUGCAAGUUUGGGCACCCCAAGAGAUCUGAGCUCUCAGAUAACUUUUACCAAAGGUCUCAGACCUUUAUUAGCUUGUUAGGGCUAUGGCUUUUCACAGUCAUCGUUAGGAAAGGCCAGGUGAUGCAAAUUUCAUGCGUUAUAAAAACCCUGACUCCUUAAACGUUGUCCCGACAAUCAGCAGCCAUGGGCUCCUCUAAGCAGCUGCCUAGUGCUCUGAAAAUUAAAAUGAUUGAUGCUCACAAAGCAGGAGAAGGCUAUAAGAAGAUAGCAAAGCGUUUUCAAGUAGCCGUUUCCUCAGUUCGUAAUGUAAUUAAGAAAUGGCAGUUUACAGGAACGGUGGAGGUCAAGUUGAGGUCUGGAAGACCAAGAAAAUUUUCCGAGAGAACUGUUCGUAGGAUUGCUAGAAAGGCAAAUCACAACCCCCAUUUUACUGCAGUAGACCUUCGUACCCUGACUCCUCAAACCUUGUCCCAACAAUCAGCAGCCAUGGGCUCCUCUAAGCAGCUGCCUAGCACUCUGAAAAUUAACAUGAUUGAUGCCCACAAAGCAGGAGAAGGCUAUAAGAAGAUAGCAAAGCGUUUUCAGGUAGCCGUUUCUUCAGUUCGUAAUGUAAUUAAGAAAUGGCAGUUAACAGGAACGGUGGAGGUCAAGUUGAGGUCUGGGAGACCAAGAAAACUUUCCGAGAGAACUGUUCGUAUUAUUGCUAGAAAGGCAAAUGAAAACCCCCGAUUGACUGCAAAAGACCUUCAGGAAGAUUUAGCAGACUCUGGAGUGGUGGUGCACUGUUCUACUGUGCAGCGACACCUGCACAAAUAUGACUCAGUGAAGAGUCAUCAGAAGAAAACCUUUCCUGUGUCCUCACCACAAAAUUCAGUGUCAGAAGUUUGCAAAGGAACAUCUAAACAAGCCUGAUGCAUUUUGGAAACAAGUCCCGUGGACUGAAGAAGUUAAAGUAGAACUUUUUGGCCACAAUGUGCAAAGGUAUGUUUGGAGAAAAAAGGGUGCAGAAUUUCAUGAAAAGAACACCUCUCCAACUGUAAGCACAGGAGUGGAUCGAUCAUGCUUUGGGCUUGUGUUGCAGCCAGUGGCAUGGGGAACAUUUCACUGGUAGAGGGAAGAAUGAAUUCAAUUAAAUACCAGCAAAUUCUGGAAGCAAACAUCACACCAUCUUAAAAAAGCUGAAGAUGAAAAGAGGAUGGCUUCUGCAACAGGAUAAUGAUCCUAAACACACCUCAAAAUCCACAAUGGACUACCUCAAGAGGCAAGUUGAAGAUUUUGCCAUGGCCCUCUCAGUCCCCCAGCCUAAACGUCAUCAGAAAUCUGUGGAAAGACUUCAAAAGAGCAGUGCAUGCAAGAUAGCCCAAGAAUCUCACAGAACUAGAAUCCUUUUGCAAAGGAGACUGGGCAAAACUCCCCCAAACAAGAAUUGAAAGACUCUUAGCUGGCUACAGAAGGCAUUUACAAGCUGUGAUACUUGCUAAAGGGGGUGUUACUAAGUACUGACCAUGCAGGGUGCCCAAACUUUUGCUUCGGGCCCUUUUUCUUUUUUGUUAUUUUGAAACUGAAAGAUGAAAAUAAAAAAGUAAUCUUGCUUAAAAUAUUAGAGAAAUGUGUCAUCUUUAACUUUAUGCCUUUUGGAAAUCAGGUCAUCUUUUACUCGCUUAGCUAUUCACAGUAACAGAAAUUUUGACCAGGGGUGCCCAAACUUUUGCAUGCCAUUGUACAUCUUUUAAUGGUCAACAGGUACAAUUCUGACCAAACGGCAGCGUGGAGAAGAAAUGUGAUCUAAGUGACUGAACGUAGAAUGAUUAUUGGGGCCAGGCUGAGUGGUCUGAGCAUCUCAAAAACUGCUGAUCUCCUGGGGUUUUCACGCACUACAGUCUCUAGAGUUUAUAAAGAGUGGUGUGAAAAGCAGAAAACCUCCUUUGAGCGGCAGUUCUGUGGGUGAAAAUGCCUUGUUAAUGAGGUCUGGAGAUUGGCCAGACUAGUUCAAGCGGAUGUAAAGGCAACAGUAACUCAAAUAGCUGUUACAACAGUGAUGUGCAGAAGGGAUCCCUGAACAUGCAACACACUGAAUCUUGAAGUGGAUGGGUUACAGCAUCAGAAGACUACACUGGGUUCCACACCUGAGUGGAUAUUGAAACAGUAUAUUUACCAUUCCUGAAUUGUAUAAUGCUCUUAAAACUAAAUUAGAGACUUGUACUGAGAUUAGAUGAAAUAUGUUAGCUGUUAGAAGUGAAAUAAAACAAUA
This is a messenger RNA of Mobula hypostoma (lesser devil ray), 2994 nucleotides long. RefSeq lists its product as uncharacterized. The coding region runs from base 927 to 1655 and encodes 242 amino acids. The transcript is spliced from 3 exons. Gene Ontology annotation, biological process: DNA transposition; DNA integration. Gene Ontology annotation, molecular function: DNA binding. Lineage: Eukaryota; Metazoa; Chordata; Chondrichthyes; Myliobatiformes; Myliobatidae. The record is from RefSeq and is a predicted model, not a curated record.